AUGUCGUUCCUUACGGACACAUGCUACUCGCAAGAGGAGUGUAUUGACGCUGUUCGAGAUUUCUACAGCUUCCUUACCCAAAUGUAUCUUGAAGACGACUAUGUGAAGGAGCCUCCAGAAAGUGGCUGGCCUUCUAUCACGUCGGACAUCCUCAAGGAUUUUGGCAAAACGGAUGAGGUCAUAUCUCUCCACCUUCAGCUGCCCUACAUACACAUGCGUCACAGCGGCACAGAUGCACAUGGCGCUCCUUGGUGCUACUUUGCAGACUGGCAAUCUCUAAGCCAGGAUAUGGAGCGUGGAAGAGUGACAGGCUAUGAAUUGAAGCUCUUAUCAGAAGGCGCCGAUAUUUACGACAAUGUCCCUCCCCACGUAGUCAGCCUUACGUUAGGAGAUCGCGACGAUUCCGCCUUUUUACUCGACACGAAGCUGGGAAUUGUGUACUGGCACGGGUGCCCAGGCGAAAUCAUGGAUAACCCUUCCCGCGAGCGAAUUUGGGACGACCCUUACGAAUGGGCUCCAGAGAACGAGGCCGAUUGGCGUGGCGAUGCCUCUGCAUGGACCGUAAAGGACUUUUUUGGGGUUCUCAAGGAUCAAUUCAUCACAUUGAGCUUUAUCCCGAUGAGUCCACGAUCAGUUAUAGACAUCUACACCAUACAACCAGCGAACUUGAAAGGCUUGGUUGAGAGGUUACAAGAGACAUACCGCUCGCAUGACUGGCCUGAAUUGGAGAGCUUCUGCAAGCAUGAAUGCUUGGCGGCAGUGGAAGCAAUCGUGAAGCAGUACGAUUCGGCUGUUUAG
This is a messenger RNA of Colletotrichum higginsianum IMI 349063, 798 nucleotides long. RefSeq names its product Alpha beta hydrolase fold protein. Bases 1 to 798 code for a protein of 265 amino acids. The record is from RefSeq and is a predicted model, not a curated record. The transcript has a single exon. Lineage: Eukaryota; Fungi; Ascomycota; Sordariomycetes; Glomerellales; Glomerellaceae.